AUGAGGACUCCCUGCGAGGGGCCUGGAGAGGAGGAGCAGGAGGAAGGGGCGGUGGCAAACACUGGGCGUCCUGAAGGGGUGCCAGAGGCCCAGGAGGGUUCGGACUCGGAUUUGGACUCCGACCUGGAGACGGAAGGCACCCAUGGGCUUCAAGAAUGGGUCAAGGACACCCUCUAUCUGAGGUCUUGCCGGGCCCACGGUGUCGUGCCUGCCUCCUGCUUUCUGCGCCAAGGGAGCACCCCAGAGCUCAACCUGCAGCACCGUGGCCUGGGGCCCCAGGGGGCCCGGGCUCUGGCUUCUGCACUGACCUCCAACCCCUACAUCAAGCGGCUGGACCUUCGGGACAAUGGGCUCUGUGGGCCCGGUGCAGAGGCCCUGGCAGGUGCUCUGAGCAAAAGCAGCAGCAUCUGUGAUGUGGACCUGUCAGAGAACCAGCUGGGAGCAGUGGGAGCCCAGGCUGUCUGCUCCGCCCUGGUGGUGAACCCAGCCAUGCAGAAGGUACAGCUGGCAGGGAACGACCUGGAGGAGCAGGCGGCCCAGUACCUUGCUGAACUCCUGGUGGCCCACACAGGCCUGAAAUCCCUGGACCUGAGCUACAACCAGCUGAAUGACCAAGCAGGAGAGAUGCUUGGACCAGCCCUGGCGGAAAACACAGGACUCACUGAGCUUAACAUAAGCUGGAAUCACCUGAGAGGCCCAGGAGCCUUAGCCUUUGCCAGGGGACUGGAGGCAAACAUCUUCCUGAGGGUCCUGGACAUCUCGUACAAUGGCUGCGGAGAUACCGGAGCCUCUGCGCUGGGGGGAGCUCUCAAGACCAACAACAUGCUGGAGGAGCUCAUCAUGAGCAACAACCGCAUCUCUGCCGCAGGAGCCCUGAGCCUGGGCCUGGGCCUGCGGGUCAACCGGACAUUGAGAAUUCUUGUGGUGUCCAGGAAUCCCAUGCGAAGUGAAGGCUGCUUCGGUGUGCUCAAGUCUGUCCAGGCUAAUCCCUUCUCUGCCCUAGAAUUGCUGGAUUUCUCUGAUAUCCAGGUGAACAGAGAAUUUAAGGACCUCGCCAGCUCGUUGAAGGUAAUUCUUCCAGGGCUUUGCAUAAAGACUGUGGCCUGCAGAGUAGAGUAUGAAAAAGAACUGCUGUCUGUCUCCCGAAGCGCUAAAUGA
Camelus dromedarius (Arabian camel) is the source of this 1158-nucleotide messenger RNA. It is a transcript of the gene LRRC74B, whose product is annotated as leucine rich repeat containing 74B. Gene Ontology annotation, molecular function: protein binding. Bases 1 to 1158 code for a protein of 385 amino acids. The record is from RefSeq and is a predicted model, not a curated record. NCBI's taxonomy places the organism in Eukaryota, Metazoa, Chordata, Mammalia, Artiodactyla, Camelidae. The transcript has 9 exons.